GUUGUCGGGCCGGCCGUUGUUUGGGUCUCGAGCGGGGCCGGGCUCCGGGGAGCGGUGAGGAUCGGGUAGCCGGGGCCCGGCAGGUGGAGGUUGGCCAGCUUGAACAAUGAUUUGAACCAUCAAAAGCAGGAGAGAGGAGGAUCCGUGAGCAAAACAUCUAUAUUUGGAAGCCUGUUUCAUCCAGCAGCUCUCAGGGACAGCCCCGCAGCAGCCUUGGUGCAGACAAGAGGAUGAAAUCGCACUCUCGGUGGGGGACUAAACAUGGAGAUACGCUGCGGCGGCCUCUUGUUCAGUUCCAAGUUUGACUCAGGGAACCUGGCCCAUGUGGAGAAGGUGGAACACCAGGAAGGAGAAGGGGACGUAGCUGGGAACAACAGCAGCGGCAGCAGCACUACUGUGUCUGCGGUGUUUGGCAGCUCCCUGCCCACGGCUGACUAUGAAUUCAAUGUGUGGACCAAGCCUGACUGUGCUGAAACGGAGUAUGAAAAUGGGAACAGAUCCUGGUUUUAUUUCAGUGUGAAGGGAGGAGCGCCAGGCAAGCUGAUCAAAAUCAACAUCAUGAACAUGAACAAGCAGAGCAAACUCUAUUCCCAAGGCAUGUCGCCUUUCGUUAGGACCCUGCCUGUCAGGCCCCGCUGGGAGCGCAUCCGGGAGCGGCCCACCUUUGAGAUGAUGGAGACCCAGUUUGUGCUGUCCUUUGUGCACCGCUUCCUGGAGUACCGUGGCACCACCACCUACUUUGCCUUCUGUUACCCCUUCUCAUACACGGAGUGCCAGGAGAUGUUGGCACAGCUGGACAGCCGCUUCGAGGAGUGUAAAUACAUGUCACCCAGCAGCACCCUCGACUCCAUCUAUUACCAUCGAGAGCUGCUGUGCCACUCCCUGGACAAUCUGCGGGUGGACUUGCUCACCGUCACCUCGUGCCACGGCAUGAGGGAGGAGCGCGAGCCCAGGCUGGACAACGUAUUCCCUGACGAAGCCACUCCUCGUCCGCAUUGCUUUGCAGGGAAGAGGGUCUUCUUCCUGAGCAGCAGAGUUCACCCAGGGGAAACGCCCUCCAGCUUCGUCUUCAAUGGCUUCCUGGAGUUCAUCCUGCGGGAGGAUGAUCCCCGAGCCCAGAUGCUGAGGCGCAUGUUUGUCUUCAAGCUCAUCCCCAUGCUGAACCCGGAUGGCGUGGUGCGAGGCCAUUACCGAACCGAUGCCCGGGGGGUGAACCUGAACCGCCAGUACCUGAGCCCUGACGCAGAGCUGCACCCUGCUGUGUUCGGAGCCAAAGCCGUGCUCCUUUACCAUCACACCCACAGCCGUGGCCCAUCCGGCGCUCCCGACUGGAGGGCACACACCUCCCCGCUCACCUCCACCUCGCUAAGCACCAAAGCUUCCAACCAUUCCAUCUGCAACUGCACCCUGGCCCCGGAGGCGCCUCUGUCGGAGCUGGAGAAAGCCAACAACCUCCGCAACCAGCCCAGCACCUAUCUCCCGCUUUCUCAGGACCCCCAGCCGCUGGAAGCACCCGCUGCCGAGCUGGGGAACAAGGACCAAGCUGUGUGGAUCCUGCCUUCGGAGCCCACCGGGGAGCACUGUGAGAGGAAAGCCGAGACCCCCCUGGAAGCCGUCCUGCCCCAGGAGAGCGGGCUGGCGUACUACGUGGAUCUGCACGGGCACGCCUCCAAGCGCGGCUGCUUCAUGUAUGGCAACAGCUUCAGCGAGGAGAACGCCCAGGUGGAAAAUAUGCUGUUCCCGAAACUCAUCUCCUUGAACUCAGCUCACUUUGACUUCAUGGGCUGCAACUUCUCGGAGAAGAACAUGUACGCCAGAGACAAGCGGGACGGGCAGUCGAAGGAGGGCAGUGGACGAGUGGCUAUCUACAAGGCCUCGGGCAUCAUUCACAGCUACACACUGGAGUGCAACUAUAACACCGGGCGCUCAGUGAACAGCAUCCCCAUGGCCUGCCACGACAAUGGGCGGGCGAGCCCUCCACCCCCUCCAACCUUCCCCACCAAGUACACCGUGGAGCUGUUUGAGCAGGUUGGGCGGGCGCUGGCCAUCGCGGCGCUGGACAUGGCAGAAUGUAACCCCUGGUCCCGGCUCAUCAUGUCUGAGCACAGCAGCCUCAACAACCUGCGAGCCUGGAUGCUGAAGCACGUGCGCAACCUGAAGGGCAUGGCUGCAUUCUCCCGCAAGAAAGGCUCCAACGGGCUGCCCGCCGGGAGCUCUGAGAAUGCCCUCUCCCGGGCCAGGAGCUACAACCAUGGCACCAGUGGGAGCAGCGGCAGCCAGCAGAACUCGCCCCAGAUCAAAGCCUCACCCAGCUUCACCUUCAGCUGUAACAGGGCUGGUGGCCCCGCAGGCGGGAGUCAGAGCCCUCAGAAAGGCAGCCCGAGGGUCCUGGCACCGGUGAGAGAGCCCCGCGUGCAGGACAAGCGGCGCCAGCAGCACCUGACUCUGCUGCGAGCAGCGACCAGCAGCGACCAGCCGCCAGCGCCUCUCCCUCCCUGUGCCAGGCGUCUGUGCCAGCCUCCGCCGCCCGCCAGCCUGCGCCCCUGCUCCCUGCCAGCCUCCCUCAGCCUGUCAGGGACCUCGCCCACGGGCACUAAGGCCGGGGCUCUGGUGAUCACCAGCCGUGGACUUCAGGCAGCAGGGCACGGCCGGGAAGAGCCGAAGAUCCCCUAUGGCAUGGCGCUGGUGCAGAACCUUCCGAAGAGGCUGAGCUCCAGGAAAGUCCUAGAACCACCCAGCCUGGGGCCGCUGCCGCUGCGCCCCAGCAGGAUCCCCGUCCGCAAGAAGGCAGCAGCAUGCACCCCGAGUUUGCUGGGGCUCGGCAGCGAGAGCACCUCAGCCCUCAAGGUCUGGAAAUACACCCACGCUGGAGCCCUGGCCCAAAGGUCUCUGCCAGCAUUCCCAGAGGACACUGCAUCACUCAGCAUGGGGAUGCAGACAACAGAGCCGCUCUUCAUCUGCGACGACCCCGAGGGCCUGCUCAGCGAGCAUCUGCCAAGCCGGGCCCCAGACUCGCCCCCGCUCAGCUCCUACCACACGAUCCUGUCCUUCUGCACUGAAGCCUGAGGGCAGCCACCAGCUCCAGCCUUCGCCUGUCUGCACUCGCCUCCGUCUCCAGCCGGGUGCAGC
Messenger RNA from Emys orbicularis (European pond turtle), 3129 nucleotides. It is a transcript of the gene AGBL5, whose product is annotated as AGBL carboxypeptidase 5. The record is from RefSeq and is a predicted model, not a curated record. Gene Ontology annotation, biological process: proteolysis; protein deglutamylation. Gene Ontology annotation, molecular function: metallocarboxypeptidase activity; zinc ion binding. Lineage: Eukaryota; Metazoa; Chordata; Testudines; Emydidae. The transcript is spliced from 18 exons. The coding region runs from base 262 to 3066 and encodes 934 amino acids.